AUGGCACAUGCCUACGAACAUAAAGAUAGCAAGGCUGGCUUCAAGGGUGAGGAAGAGCGGGGUGUUGGGCAUGUGGAGGAUGUAAGGGCUGUGCCGCUGGGGAGAGAGGCGAAAGAGGAGGGUUCUGCGGGGGAGAUUAUCGAGGAUCCGGCGUUAGAGAAGAGGGUGAAUCGCAAGUUUGACCGACAUAUUCUGCCGUGGUUGUUUGGGAUUUGGCUUUUCUCCUUCAUCGACCGCUCCAACAUCGGCAACGCCAAUAUCGCUGGCCUGUCCACCGACCUCGCACUCCGCGGCACCCAGUACAACGUCGCCCUGCUCAUCUUCUACAUCCCCUACAUCCUCGCCGACGUCCCCUCCAACUGGCUGGUCAAGCGUUUCCGCGCCGGCGUCUACUUGCCCGUCCUCAUCACGCUGUGGGGCCUGGUAUGCACGUUCAUGGGCUUCACGACGAGCUUCGCGGGGCUGGUGGUGUGCCGUGCGCUGCUCGGGCUAUUUGAGGGCGGGAUUCUCGGGGGCGUGAUUGUGUAUCUGGCGUUUUUUUAUCGCAGGGGGCAGAUGUUGUUGCGCAGCGGGUUGUUCUACUGUGCGGCGCCGCUGAGUGGGGCGUUUGGGGGGUUGUUGGCGAGCGGGCUGAGCCAGAUUCAGGUUGGUGAUUAUCGAAAGUGGCCGUGGAUUUUUUUCAUUGAGGGUGCAGUGACGGUUGUGUUUGGUAUCACGUGUUUCUUCUUCAUGCCGGACACGCCUUCCACGGCGAAAUUUCUCAGUGCGGAAGAGAAGGAUUGGGCGCUUAUGCGCAUGCGACUCGAUGCCCACGGGGCCACUGACGUUGAUGUUGACGACGAGAAGUUCGAUUGGUAUUGGGUGAAGAUGGCACUCAAGGCACCGCAGACCUAUUUCAACGGCUUCAUCUGGUUCUUCCUCCUCAUUCCACUCUACAGCUUCUCUCUCUUCCUACCCAGCAUCGUAGCAGGCAUGGGUUACCACUCGACCACGGCUCAACUCCUCACCGUCCCUCCCAAUAUCGCUGCCUUCAUCACCGUCCUCGGAUGCGCAUACGCCUCGGACCGGCUGCACACGCGCGGCGCCUUUAUCGCCGUCGGGACGAUCAUCGCCGCCGCUGGCUACGCCAUGCUCCUCGCCGCUCCCAACAAUGGCACACGCUACGCCGGCACGUUUCUUGUCGCCAUCGGCGUCUUUCAAGGCAGCCCGAUGGUGAUCGGCUGGACGAGCAACAAUCUAGCACCGCACUACGUGCGCGCGACGGGCGUUGGGGUCGUGAUCAGUAUCGCAAACUGUUCGGCGUUUAUCGGCACGUUUAUCUAUCUGAAGGAUGACGCGCCCUUGUACACGCUGGGGCACAGUGUGUGUCUUGGUGCGAUGGGAGCGUGCUUUGUGCUUACCCUGGCGCAGAUGGCGUAUCUCAGGUGGGAGAAUCGGGAGAGGGAGAAGGGCGCGAGGGACGAGAGGUUGGGGGGCGAGGAGACGAGGCUGGGACAUCGGCACCCUGCGUUUCGGUACACCCUAUAA
Boeremia exigua is the source of this 1527-nucleotide messenger RNA. Its product is annotated as MFS transporter-like protein. Gene Ontology annotation, biological process: transmembrane transport. Bases 1 to 1527 code for a protein of 508 amino acids. The record is from RefSeq and is a predicted model, not a curated record. Gene Ontology annotation, molecular function: transmembrane transporter activity. Gene Ontology annotation, cellular component: membrane. The transcript is spliced from 4 exons. Lineage: Eukaryota; Fungi; Ascomycota; Dothideomycetes; Pleosporales; Didymellaceae.